Messenger RNA from Gryllus bimaculatus (two-spotted cricket), 234 nucleotides. The record is from the annotation of a GenBank genome assembly. Lineage: Eukaryota; Metazoa; Arthropoda; Insecta; Orthoptera; Gryllidae.
AAAUCUGAAACAUGGCAUCGCAAAAAGAGGCGCGCUUGGUUGCUCACCCGUGGCAAACGAGGCGAAGGACGAACCAGGCUACAGGCAAGUCCUUGUGGGCGCGCGCAACAGCAUCGCCAGUCUGGGAUUAAGGGCUUGGCGGAAGUGGAGUGCAUGUGCACCGGCCAGGAAAAAGGGCACAGAGGCUGUCACCCACAGACAGACGAAGGUCUAGGACCAGAGACGGCUACAUAG